Cylindrotheca closterium is the source of this 4662-nucleotide messenger RNA. NCBI's taxonomy places the organism in Eukaryota, Bacillariophyta, Bacillariophyceae, Bacillariales, Bacillariaceae. The record is from the annotation of a GenBank genome assembly.
AUGGCUGAUAGUCAGAAAGAAGCGGAAAUGGAUAACAAGAAGGCAACUGAGGGCCAUUCAAAUGGUGGAAUCCCCCCAGAAGAGGACAAAAAGGAUCCAAAAGCUGACAAAACGACUUCUGAGGGACCUCCGGACGAAGCUGGGGCGGAUGAGGCUCAUGAGGAAACAUCAGAAACCUCCAAUGCCAACAAAAAUGAGGCCAAGAGCAGCGACAAGGACGAUUCAAAUCAAGGAGAAACCACUGCUGAAGAUGCCAAGUCGUCAGAGGAUAAUAAUGACGAAACGGACGAGCCGGUCAGUAAUGAUGUAGAUUCCAAGCCUAGCUCUCCUGAAACAAAAGACAUCAAACCGAGUGGACCCAAGGAUCCCCAUGUUGGCAAAACGAUGGAAAAGCAGAUGCUUUUACCCUCUGGAUACCCGUCAACGCUCGAGGGAAAGGUUGUCGCCUAUCAAGAGCCAUCUGGAAGACUGCCUCCGCGCUGGAAAGUGGAGUUUGCAGCACCGGGAGUACGCAUCGAAGAGGAAUACACACUAGAUGAAUUGAAUGCAGCCACCGAUGGUGCCGAAGUAGAAGCUGCGCCUGGACCAGCAUUGAGUGCAAUUGAAGAACGCCAUCGGGACCACCUUGUCCAUUCUCUCGUAAACAGUGACUUGAUGGCAACAUUGCUGGUGUAUGCUGCCUUGGAAGAAGCACUACAAAGCCUCUUACAAGAACAACAGGAGAACCCAGCACAAUCGUCAUCGUCGUCGUCCAAAGGUGGUCGGGGCAAAAAGAAUAUUCACCCUCCCUUGUACUAUACCAAGAAUCCAUCCUCCUACUUGCAAGCACCUACCGCAACUGAUACAACUCCUUCACAAUCCUCCAACAGUGUUCAGUUCACCCCGGCUAGUUUGGCACAGCGAGUGCGAGCAGGCGCUGAAUGGGCCUGGAGCUUACUCGAAGCUAAGAAACCACCACCACCAGUCAUUGAAGGUCCCGGGCGUCCGCGUCGGUCCAGUCGGCAACCGACCAAACCAGCCGAUGAUCAAAUCAAUCAUCCAAACCCAGUCCAACGUGGAGGUCGAGUGGCAAUGUGGCUCCUGCACAAGUUAGAAGACGAAUCCAAGAAAGGUGAAGAGAGAGAACAGGCAGGACCAGUCAAGGUGAAGUCUGCUUCUCCAACGAAAGAAGCAAAGAAAGAAAAAAACGAGCAUUCUACCGAACCGGAACCUAAGGAAGAACCCACCGAAGAUGAUGAGGAAAAAGAAGCCCAGGCUACUUUGGAAGAGGAAGAAUCCAUUCCAGAGUCAAAGUCGAAAGAGGAUGACGACGAAGACUUUGAUGACAUGGAUGUCGAGGACGAGGACGACGAAGAGCUUGAAGGUGUCGAGGUGGAACGUGGGCGUCUCAGCCCCGUCCAUGGCAGUGACGAUGAUGAAGAAGAGGAAGAAGACAUUGAAGAUGCCAUUCUCUUUGAAAAUCCAUACUUCGAACCUGGUUUCGAAUCCAUCUUGGAACAUCUGGCUCGCCCAAGAGUCAUUUCGGGAGAGAUGGUUCAAGAGGCCUUGUGCGAGGCAAUUCUUCGAGUCAAGCAUAACAAGAGAGCUGCCGAACACGGCGUGGCGACAUCCGAACUGGAGUCGAUUGAUGAAUUUGUUCUUGAUCAAGAGGCCCCAGACUUUCCAGUCGGAAAGGUUGUGGUGAAAUGUAUUUCCGGCGAAUCCUUUGGCGACCUCAAGAACCUCGAUGCACAGACAUUCUCUCGUUGCAAGUUCGUCUUGGAUGUUGUUGGUGAUCAAGAAAAGUCACACCAAUCGAAGCGACAGGAAGAAUUGCUGGAGCAGGAACUUAUUUUCAAGGAGCAAAAGGCAUGGGAAAAGUGGCGAUUCCGAGGUAUCAAUGAAGGCUGCUCGAAUUGGUCGUCUUGGAUUGACACCAUUUCAGAAUUUGCCAAGGGGAAGUAUGGCCAAUCGGGUGCUAUUGAAACUGAAGCGGCUUCGUCCAGUGCCAUGGAAACCAAGGACGAUGACGAAACUCUUGCGAAAAAGCUAGAAAUUGCCGAGGAAGAACCAAGCGGUCGUCGCCGUACACGAAGAGCAGCCAACCCUGGCUCCUCUGAGGGUGUAUUCUACGGCAACCAAUCCCAACUGACACAGAAGCAGCUCAUGGAUGCGUUGCUCCGAUUGAUCAAGGCGAAUCAAUGUCAAACUCUAUUGGGUCUUCAACAAGUAGUUGCCGAAGACUCGUCUGAUCCAAUCCGAAGAUGUCGUGCUGGCCUUGGAAAGCUACUUUGGAAGCAAAACCGGAUUGUACGAUUGGAAACAUCAACGGACCUAAGUGACUCGGAAGCCUUGAAAGAGCUUUCCAAAACUCAAUUACUGACAAUUGAAGAAGAAAAGGAUGACGAUGAGGAUGAGGAUGAAACGAAAGACGAGAAACCUUACGAAUUGUCAGACGCACAGAAGGCACUUGUUGCCUAUAUGAAGGAACUUCACGUGACUGAAUUGCGUCUUCGUCAACUCAUCCUCCGAAAUUUGGCAGAAACCCCUUUAGCAAUCAUUGCCACUGCAGCGGACGAACGUCUGACCUCAUCGGAUGCUUUGGACGGUUCCCAAUUUGAGGACGAAUCUUCCGUCGAAUGGUUCACCGAAGGGCACGAUUUCAUUGGCAAACUACUCUGUCGUCCAGAAGCUGUAGAAGGGACAACUGACAUGACCGAGUGCGUAUGGUUCCGGAUACGUGACUACUCCAAGAGUGUCAAGUCAGAAGGAGAAGAAGCUGCCGAGAACCCUCUUCUGAUGAGGCGGAGAAUGAGAUUCCGUGCGGAAGCAGCAGCUCCACCUGGUGCUGACUACACGUAUGAAGGAGACAUGGUACUCCUGACGGAGGCACAAGUGAAAGCUGGGCUGAAGGCUGCAGAAAUCGAGAAAAAGAGAAUUGAAGCGGAAGCGGCUGAUGGAAACCCAUUUUCUGGUGGCUCUGGGGACAAAGUUUCUCUGGUUCCUUUAGAAAUUGAUGAAGGGAUGGAUUCAGCUGAGGACGAAGAAAUCGGGGGCCGAAUCAUCGGACAUGACACUGUUCUCGAUGACGAUGAUGUUGAGCAUAGGAUUUUGUUCCUCCCCGAUGCAUCGCGAGGGGAACAAAAGGCAUCAUUUUGGGCAACCCUGGAUGUCCGUGCUGACACGUCUACCUUCAUCUGCCAACCUUCUGGCUCGACGCUAUGGUAUUCGAUCGAACACUUCGAUUAUAACCCUGGAACAGACGCAUUCAGAGAAUGUCAGAACAUUGUGAAGUACCUACAGAGACAAAGCAAAAUCGGUCCUUUCUUGGAGCCAGUAGAUCCUGUUGCACUGAACAUCCCAAAUUACUUUUCCGUCAUCAAGAAUCCGAUGGACGUAUCCACCCUCUCGGAGAAGCUCGAAAACGGACACUAUUCAAGCGUCCCCCCAGGUCAAUCGUCAUUGAAAUCACCAACCGCUCGUAUGCUGAAUGGCCCCUUUCGAAAGGAUGUCGAACUUAUUUUUGACAAUGCAAUGACAUUCAAUCCUCCGGACGAUUGGAUCCAUGUCGCAGCAUCGGCAGUGAAAAGGAAUGUGCUCAAGAAAAUCGCUGACAUUUCUUUUACAGCUGACCAAAAAAGUGGAGGUGGACGCUCGCGACAGAGAAGAAGUGUCUAUGUUGAUGAUGGCUCCGAUGUCGACAUGUAUGAAUACGAAAGUGACGAAGAUGACGAAUACGAUGGUGGACGAAAGAGAAAACGAAAGGGAAAGCGAAAGAUGGUCAAGGACGAAUAUCACUCCCGAGCAAUUGAAAACGCCAUUCGUCUUCAAGCAACGCUCCGAGAGGCAAAUGAUCUGAGAGGACCGUUUGCAAAUCUUCCAAUCAACAUGGAAGUGUCUUCUUUUUCCCUGCAGCCAAAAUGGAGUUGUCGGCCAUCGCAACAACAUAAGGAAGUUGUGGAAGAGUCUAACGAGGAGCGUUCUCAAGAGAUUGCCGAGCUCCUGGAACUGCAGAAAGAGGUUGCUGUAACGGAGGUUGCUGGAUUGCGACGAUCCACUCGUGCCCAUGCCGAACCGACUACUAGACGAUCCGCAGCCAAAGACUUGAAGGUGGGUUUCUUAUCGUCGGUGGAAGAGGAACACAGCGUAAGUGGAGAUGUGACACCUCUGCCGCAAACUCGCUUGGACGUGGAAAUGCAUCAAGAGAAGUGCCAUGAAGAAUUCUACGCACCACUGUAUCGAACACACGCCUCCAUGAUCACAACGACCAACGAAAAGGGUGUUGGGGAGUACAUGAAUGGGUCAUUCCCGCCCUACUUGGGAAGAGUUGUUCCUAUCGGACCGGAUGAGGUCUCCUGGGAGAUUCGUGAUCAGUUUCUCGUCCCAGCGAUACGUUGGGUGCUCCGAGGCCUGAUGCGAUCCGGCCAUGUUUCUGCUAUUGAACCAAUGGUAGUGAAUCAGUCUCCUGGCAUUAUCAUUGCAAAUCAUGUGUACUGCUACGAUUCCAAUCUGAAGCCCUUUGAGCUACUCGAUGUCAAGGAAUUGCAACGAGAAAAGCGAGGAAACCGAGCAGCUGAUGAAUCUGAAAGCGAAGAUGAAGUUGAGCUUAGCGAAUACGAACAACUUCGAGCCCAGCGUGUGGCUCGAAAUGCUGAGCGUCUGAAGAUGCUUGGGUUGGCUUAG